ACUAUUUGUAAACAGUCGAACAGCGCUCGAAGCACCCGAAACGAAGUUUUAGCGAUACUUUUUAACUGGUAAAAAAUACGUGUUUAUGCCGUGAUUAGUGACACCAAACACACACACACACACACAAUAUGGAGUACCUAACAGGUCUGUCGCAAAAGGAGAAUGUUCGCGCAGCCUGCAAAAAGUGUGGCUUUCCAGGACACCUGACGUAUCAGUGCCGGAACUACCUGACGGUCGAUCCGCAAAGCCAAGCCGUAGUACCGGUCCAAAAGCGUCCGGGUAGUGAAUCGCCCGAACAGAACUACCUCACACCGCUGCAAGAGCUCCGGAAGCAGGAAGAGGAAGAAGAAAAGCGCAAAGCAGAGAAAGCGGCCCGCAAAGAACGCAAAGAACGGGCACGCCGCGCAAAGGAGGCACGCAAGGAGAAAAAGAAGCGCAAGCAUCGGAAAAGAUCCCGCUCGAGCAGUUCGGACGAUAGCGAUAGUUCGGAUAGGAGCACUAGCAGCAGUAGUAGUAGUAGUAGUAGUAGCGAUAGUAAGCACAAAAAGAAAACCAAAAAGCGAUACAGGAAAAGGGAAGUGAAGCAAAGCAAAAGGGAAGUGAAAAAGUCCAAAAAGGUUAGGCACAGGCGCAAGCGAAAGGAUUCCGACAGUAGCUCGGACAGUUAGAGAGCAUCCGGAAUCAGUCACUCUAUUGUGUUUAAGGACAAAAGCUGUAUACAUACAUACACUUGAAAAACAGAAUAGAUUGAUCAUCUCUGACAGCAUAAGCAUUUUUGCUUAAUGCACAUUUGAA
Anopheles arabiensis is the source of this 795-nucleotide messenger RNA. RefSeq names its product protein SREK1IP1. The coding region runs from base 129 to 668 and encodes 179 amino acids. Gene Ontology annotation, molecular function: nucleic acid binding; zinc ion binding. The record is from RefSeq and is a predicted model, not a curated record. NCBI's taxonomy places the organism in Eukaryota, Metazoa, Arthropoda, Insecta, Diptera, Culicidae. The transcript is spliced from 2 exons.